Molecule: messenger RNA, 522 nt
Organism: Acanthosepion pharaonis
Lineage: Eukaryota; Metazoa; Mollusca; Cephalopoda; Sepiida; Sepiidae
Source: the annotation of a GenBank genome assembly
AUGACGGAAUGUAAAAUUGAAACGACUUUCUAUCUAUCUAUCUAUCUAUAUAUUCAUGUCAAUGACUAUCUAUUUGUUCAUGUCAAUGACUUUAUCUAUCUAUCUAUCUAUCUAUCUAUCUAUCUAUCUAUCUAUCUAUCUCAGUCUUUUCAUAUCUAUUUAUCUAUCUAUCUAUCAAAAUUGAUUUCUCUAUCUCGAUCUGUCUCUCACUCUAUCUAUCUAUCUAUCUAUCUAUCUAUCUAUCUAUCUAUCUAUCUAUCUAUCUAUCUAUCUAUCUCACGAUCUGCCUCUCUCUUUAACUAUCUAUCUAUCAAAAUCUGUUCCUCUCUCUCUCUCUCAAUCUCUAUCUAUCUAUCUAUCUAUCUAUCUAUCUAUCUAUCUAUCUAUCUAUCUAUCUCAGUCUUUUCAUAUCUAUUUAUCUAUCUAUCUAUCAAAAUUGAUUUCCCUAUCUCGACCUGUCUCUCACUCUAUCUAUCUAUCUAUCUAUCUAUCUAUCUAUCUAUCUAUCUAUAUGAUACAUAA